Molecule: messenger RNA, 1083 nt
Organism: Notolabrus celidotus (New Zealand spotty)
Lineage: Eukaryota; Metazoa; Chordata; Actinopteri; Labriformes; Labridae
Gene: timd4
Product: T cell immunoglobulin and mucin domain containing 4
Exons: 8
Coding region: 59-859 (266 amino acids)
Source: RefSeq, a predicted model, not a curated record
CACUCUCACUCACACACACACACACACACACACACACACACACACACUCACUCGCAGGAUGGACGCCACCUCGCUUAGCUGCUGUGGUACGUUACAGACCUUCAUCGUCGUCAUCUUCGUCCUUUCAGGUGUACACUUUUGUGCGGUCUCAUCCUUUAAGGUGACGGAGGGGGGCGUGGCCACUCUGUCCUGUCAGUACUCUGUGAAGCGUUUUGGUCUGAGUCGGGUCUGCUGGGGUCGCAGCUGCGGGACCUUCUGGUGCAGCAACAUUCUGGUGCAGACGGACGAGAACGGCGUCAUCUCAAAGGUGGAGGACCGGUACCGCCUGACUGGGGACGUCCUGGAUGGACAGAUGGAUCUUGAAAUCUUGAAUGUGAGGAGAACGGACAGCGGCCCAUACUGCUGCAGGGUGGACAUAGAUGGGAUCUUCAAUGACAAGAAGUCCAUCAUGAACCUGAGGGUGAUCAAAGCUCUGGUCACCAGCUCUCCUCCGACAACAACCUCAACAACAACCACCAAUCAAAUCACAGAGCAGUCGUCUUCCACAGUAAACUGGAAAUCUCUGCUGUCGUCUCAGCUCGACCUGCUGAAAAGAAACUCCACCCUGCUGCGCUCUGACAUCAUCACAGUGGAGGACUCUGUUCCCUCUCUCUCCCUUCAGAUAAAUGUUCCCGUCCUCUCUCUCUCCCUCACUGUGUUGUUGAUCUUGGCUGCUGUUUUUCUUGUUCUGGCCUUCAAACGUGGAAUCUACAACAGAGCCUUAAAGGUUGAUUGUUUCUCCUCUGAGGAGCCGCCUCACAUCAUCUAUGAAAUCCGGAUGAGACGACCGGUCCAGGAGAACAUCUACACUCUGGAUUAGAGAACCAGUCCUUAUCCAGACCUCUGAACACAGAGAGGUCAUGUUAAACUCUACAACCGUUAAAUAAAGUCAAUCAAACUAACCCUUCUUCAGGAAGUGAAAGUGUUGAUCAGAGUGAUUGAAGCCUGGUGUGUGGGUCACUGUGUUCAGAUGUUCUCAGUGAGAGGAUGCCGCUGUUUGUUUUCCUGCCAGAACAAAAUGAAUAAAAUCAUCAAACAUCGUGA